Neospora caninum is the source of this 618-nucleotide messenger RNA. Its product is annotated as putative zinc finger (C3HC4 RING finger) protein. The coding region runs from base 1 to 618 and encodes 205 amino acids. NCBI's taxonomy places the organism in Eukaryota, Apicomplexa, Conoidasida, Eucoccidiorida, Sarcocystidae. Gene Ontology annotation, molecular function: zinc ion binding. The transcript has a single exon. The record is from RefSeq and is a predicted model, not a curated record.
AUGGCGAAAAUCAACGGCAGCCGUUUCCCGGUUGAUCAGUGUGCUUUGCACUUGAACUACGGACCAAGGGCAGUGGAACACCUGAUAUGCCCCGUGUGCCAUGAUCUCCUAGACGAUCCACUAGCGACGCCCUGCGAUCACCAUUUUUGCAGGUCUUGCUGUGAGAAUCUGAAAAAGUCUAAUAUUCAGACGUGCCCUCUUUGCAAUAAACAGACAUAUGGUUCAAGCGGGAAAAAAGACGAUGACGGCAGAGCUGUGGAUACGUGGCUCUUUUCUGACCCCAACAAGUCCUUCGUCCGGAUUCUAGAGGGAACUCCAAUGAUGUGCAGCAAUGAUGGAUGUGGGGAGGUUAUUCCACUAGGAGAAUUUCCGCAGCAUUUAGCUUCCCACUGCAUUCAGAGACUAGUCAAGUGUGCCUACGAGGGAUGCCAGGAACACGUGAAGGCCGACGAGCUUGAAUCCCACAUGAAGGCAUGCCCCCACAGGACCGUAAACUGUGCUUGCUGCGAUGAGACUGUUACUGGUGGCUGCGAAGUGUGGUUGUGCAAUUCACGAUGUAUCGAAAGCCUCCGGGACUUCUACAAAAACGAGCGGAGCAAAAUAUUGCAGGUACCUUAG